Fusarium odoratissimum NRRL 54006 is the source of this 1805-nucleotide messenger RNA. RefSeq lists its product as uncharacterized. NCBI's taxonomy places the organism in Eukaryota, Fungi, Ascomycota, Sordariomycetes, Hypocreales, Nectriaceae. The transcript is spliced from 2 exons. The record is from RefSeq and is a predicted model, not a curated record. Bases 921 to 1661 code for a protein of 246 amino acids.
CGGAAUAUUGUGAGUCACCAAGAUACCUUACGAUUUGCUUUACUUUGUGACCCAUGCAGCUGUCAACAUCAAUUGAACAGAAGAACACCCCAAAUAUUACCAAUUUUCAAGCACUCAGCUCUUCAGCUCUUCAGCUCCCUCCCAUCAUCAUUAUUCCCAUUAGUCCCAUUAAGCCCUACCAAGCUUGACCAAAAUGAUCCAUCUCACUCCUGUUCCUGGCCCACUUCCCAGCCAAGCAACCAUCGAUCGCCGGAAAUGAUGCGCUCAUUCAACAGAUCGGAUCGCGUUCCUUGGACGACAGCAUCAGAUCGGUCCAACCUUGUUCAGCUGAGACCAUGCACGCACUUAAACGUCAGAGUCAAUGUACUUUAAUUAGGUUGAAUCGAUCACCGUAAGCUAUUUGCGACGCAUUGUUUAUACCUUUUUUUCUAUGACGCUACGAUUAAGAGAUGGCUGGAAUGACGACACGGCUGAGACCAAAAGCAAUAACAUUGGUUACAAAACCUGGGUGCUGGUUUGGACAAAUCUUUGUUUUUCUCAUCAAUUGAUCGCAAUUGCUCAAUUCGCUUGAUAUCACACAUAUUUCAAUUCAAAGCUGUAAACAAGGCCGCAAUCAUGAAGGGCAACGAUAAAGUUAUCCAAGAGUUCAACGAGGUCGUCAACAUGACGGCCUCGGAGCUCGAGAAGUGGCUCAAGUCGGAUGAUUCCAACAGUGCUGGCUGGCCAAAGGAGGAUGAGAACGGUGAGACUGUCGGACAUGACAGCGGUCGCAAGAUUGUUGAGAUCUUGAAGGAGAACCCCAAGAAGGAACCUGAGAAGUACACCGAUGAGCAAGUCCAGCACAUGCGCAAGGUUGUUUCCUACUGGUAAGUCUCUCACGCUGAUUACGACUGUUAUCAGAUGCUCUGCUGGUCAAUUGGAUGUUAACACCCCGCAGCAAGCGACAUCUUGCUCAAGAGACAAAGGCCAACAACGACAAAUCGCCUGAGGAGGUCAAGAAGACAAAGUCCUACGCGUCGCUCAAGAACUGGGGCCACGAUUUCCUCAAGGCUCAAGGCAAGGAGAAUGGUAGUGAGAAGAAGGAAGAUAGGGAAGAUAGGGAAGAUAGGGAAGAUAAGGAAGAUAAGGAAGAAGCGAACGACGACGCUGAAGAUGCCGAAGAAGAAGGCGAUGAUGAUGAGAAGCAAACCGGUGAGAAGAGAAGAGCGAGUCGAAGCCAGACUGGUUCCAACAAGAAGCGCGAGACUCGCAAGGGAGAGUCUACAAAGUCCAAUGAUGAAGAGGAGGAGGAGGAGGAGGAGGAGAAAGAGGAAGAUGAUGAUGAUGAGAAGAAGCAGGGACAGAAGAAGCAGUCCAAUGGCCAGUCCAAGAAGUCCAACGGAUCCUCAAAGAAGGAGGAAGAUGCUGAAGAGGAGCAAGAUGAUGAUGAGGGCGGUGAUGACUCUGGCACAAAGAAAGGACCAAAGAAGGGUGAGACUGUGAGCUGGAACUGGGGACAGGGACAGCCCAAGGGCAAGGUCUUGGAUGUCAAGGCUGAAGAUACCACGAUUACGACGAAGAAUGGCAAUGAGGUCUCCAGAAAGGGUGAUGAAGAGGACCCUGCUGUUGUAUUGGACACGGGCAAGAACAAAGCUAUUAAGAAGGCUCAUGAGCUGAACUAGAUGGUUUCUAUAUAGGUUUUCAUUGAGUGGUAAUAGAGGAAGGGAAUUGUUUGUAUUUUGCUGGAUCUUAACAUCGUAAUACCAUGUUUGCAUUUCAACGCUGGGCUUCUUUUCACUUCUCUGUGAACAUAACCCAUUGACAAA